AUCAACACUGAUUCACACCCCAUAUUUAGAAAAUAAAAAUACCCCUUAUAAAUCUCAUAAACCCUUGUUAUCAGCUGCAAAAAGCCCUCGGCUAGGGUUUUAUUCAUCCACAAUCACUCACAAAGAUCAUCUCACCAGAGGUUGCAAGAUACAACCAUGGCGUUUUUCAACAGAGCUGGAAGUAUACUAAGGCAGACUGUGAGUAAGCACAUCAGCCAUGAAAUGUCAGCAGCAAGCGCAAGUCCAUCGCUCUUUCAGAUGAUAAGAUGCAUGUCGAGUUCCAAAGUUUUUGUGGGAGGAUUGGCAUGGGCUACUGAUGAUACGAGCUUGCGCGAAGCUUUUAGCGCAUAUGGGGAAGUCUAUGAAGCUAGAGUGAUCAUGGAUAGAGAAACUGGCAGGUCUAGAGGUUUUGGCUUUGUUACUUUUGCGGAUGCUGAGACUGCUUCUGCUGCAAUCCAGGCGAUGGAUCAAAGGGAGUUGCAUGGUCGAACUGUGAGAGUGAACUAUGCCAAUGAUAGACCACAAGGUGGUGGCUUUGGUGGAGGUGGUGGCGGUUUCCGUGGUGGCUAUGGUGGAGGUGGUGGUGGCUACAGCGGAGGUGGUGGUUAUGGUGGAGGUGGUGGCUACGGUGGAGGUGGUGGCUAUGGCGGAAACAGUUAUGGUCCUGGGAGUGGUGGUGAUAUGGCUGGAAGUGGUGGUUAUGGUGGAAACAAUUAUGGUCCUAGUGGCGAUGUGGCUGCAAGUGGUGGCUUUGGGGGAAACAAUUAUGACAGUGCUGGUGGUGCUUUUGGCGGUGAAAGCCAAAACUUUGGUGGUGUUGGUGGCGGUGAUAGCUUUGCCAGUGAUAGUGCCGACGCUGCUGCUGAUGGUCCAGUAGAAGGAAGCUACAGGGACAAUGAUGAGUCCGAUGACUUUGCCAAAAGGGCUUGAUCUUUGCACUUGAGUUUAUUUUCAACCGGACUGCUGUUUGGAGCUUAUUAUGGUCUGUUAUUUUCAGUGUUUAUUUUCUGAGUGUUUAAACUCCGCAAUAUGUAAACUUUGCAUCUUACGGUCUCAGUCAGCUAAAACUUCAUUCAUGCUUGUAAGAACAGUUAGUGUUCUUGGGGUUAAUAGAAUAUAAAGAUUGAUUCCUCUUUUUGAA
Molecule: messenger RNA, 1141 nt
Organism: Helianthus annuus (common sunflower)
Lineage: Eukaryota; Viridiplantae; Streptophyta; Magnoliopsida; Asterales; Asteraceae
Product: glycine-rich RNA-binding protein 2, mitochondrial
Exons: 5
Coding region: 157-930 (257 amino acids)
Molecular function (GO): RNA binding
Source: RefSeq, a predicted model, not a curated record